Dermacentor albipictus is the source of this 662-nucleotide messenger RNA. Its product is annotated as calmodulin-like. The record is from RefSeq and is a predicted model, not a curated record. NCBI's taxonomy places the organism in Eukaryota, Metazoa, Arthropoda, Arachnida, Ixodida, Ixodidae. Gene Ontology annotation, molecular function: calcium ion binding. Gene Ontology annotation, cellular component: myosin II complex.
CGCGCUUUUCGCGCCAGCUCCGCGCUCGCCAGACACGUGCGACUGCGAAGGCCGAGCGCAACUGCGUAGCGUCGCCCCGAAGCAAGCACCCUGCGCCAGGACCGCAUGGACGACGUACAGAAGCGAGCGCCGUCGGCCCGUUCGGACACCUCGUCCAGGACGUCUCAGCAGCCGGAGCGGCCCCCGCUGAGCGAUGAGCAGAUCAGCGAGUUCCGCGAGGCUUUCACGCUGUACGACAAGGACGGGAGCGGCUGCAUAAGGGCGUCCGACCUGGGCACCGUCAUGCGGUCCCUGGGCUAUCACCCGACCGAGGCGCAGGUCGCGGAACUAGUGGGCUCCGAAUCGCGGGAGAACAUCGACUUUCCCGAGUUCCUGACCAUCAUGGGGAAGGAGGAGUUCCGGCUGGACGACGUCGACGAGGAGAUCCGCGAGGCGUUCAAGGUGUUCGACCGCAACGGAGACGGCUACGUGAGUGCCGCCGAGCUGCGUCACGUGAUGACCACCAUGGGCGAGAAGCUGUCGCACGAGGAAGUGGACGAGAUGAUACGCGAGGCGGACCAGGACGGCGACGGGCGCAUCAACUACGACGAGUUCGUGAGCAUGGUGACCUCCAAGUGAAUAACCGGGCCGAGGGACUCAAUAAACCGUUCUUGUUUCGUGCC